AUGAGCAAAGGGAACGAUCUAUCGCCAACAUCAAGCAAUGUGGACGUGAAGGAAGGUGUGGAUGCAUCCAAGCUCACCCCACAAGAAGCAAAGCUCCUGAAGAUGUAUGGGAGGCUCCCCUCCAAAAAAGAUCUGUUCAAGCACAAGCUGCAAGAGAGAAAGUACUUUGACAGUGGUGACUACGCCCUGAAUAAGGCUGGUGUUAAAUCAGAUGACUUGCAAUCUGAUUCGAUAGGGAACAAUCACCUGCCUGUGACAAACCCUAGCGGGCUAAGAGAAAGCAUCAUAAAAAGAAGGCUAAGCAGUAGCGCGGGAAGUGUGGAUGCACAUGACCUACGCAGGCAAGGCAGCAUAUCUAGUGGGCCUCCGCCAAGGUCGCCCAAUAAAUGA
Molecule: messenger RNA, 390 nt
Organism: Lachancea thermotolerans CBS 6340
Lineage: Eukaryota; Fungi; Ascomycota; Saccharomycetes; Saccharomycetales; Saccharomycetaceae
Gene: IGO2
Product: phosphatase regulator
Exons: 1
Coding region: 1-390 (129 amino acids)
Cellular component (GO): cytoplasm
Molecular function (GO): protein phosphatase inhibitor activity
Source: RefSeq, a predicted model, not a curated record